Epinephelus fuscoguttatus (brown-marbled grouper) is the source of this 4545-nucleotide messenger RNA. It is a transcript of the gene ica1, whose product is annotated as islet cell autoantigen 1. Gene Ontology annotation, biological process: regulation of transport. Gene Ontology annotation, cellular component: Golgi apparatus. Gene Ontology annotation, molecular function: protein domain specific binding. Lineage: Eukaryota; Metazoa; Chordata; Actinopteri; Perciformes; Serranidae. The transcript has 13 exons. The coding region runs from base 127 to 1527 and encodes 466 amino acids. The record is from RefSeq and is a predicted model, not a curated record.
AAUGAGCAGCUGUGUGUACACAUCACAGAGUGCAGCAGGGCCUACAGGCAGAGCUGCAGUGCGAGCAGCGAUGGGAGGAAUAUAACCAGCUUUAUUUAUAUACAUGUCAUCAGGUAUUCUCAAAAAAUGGAGGGAGGAAACUUUGGCUACUCCCAAGACUAUCUUGACCGCUUCAUCCAAAGCCAAGACUCAUCUGUGGUGAACAAGUUCCAGCAGAAGUACUGGAAAACCAAACAGACGCUCAUCAAGGUCACGGGGAAGAAAGAGGACGAACAUGUUGUGGCGUCAGACGCAGAUCUGGACGGCAAGCUGGAGGUCUUCCACUCCAUCCAGAGAACAUGCAUGGAGCUGCUGAAGGUCAUUGAGCAGUACCAGAGGAGGAUCUGCUUUCUUUCCCAGGAGGAGAACGAGCUGGGUCGUUUCCUGCGCUCCCAGGGCUCGCAGGAUAAAACCAGGGCUGGAAAGAUCAUGCAGGCCACCGGGAAAGCACUCUGCUUCUCCUCCCAACAGAGACUGGCUCUGAGGAACCCUCUGUGCCGUUUGUACCAGGAGGUUGAAACGUUCCGCUACAGAGCGAUCUCAGACACGUGGCUGACGGUGAAUCGAAUGGAGCAGUCCAGGACUGAGUACCGCGGAGCGCUGCUUUGGAUGAAGGACGUAUCUCAGGAGCUGGAUCCAGACACUCAUAAACAGAUGGAGAAAUUCCGCAAGGUUCAGGCCCAGGUGCGCACAACCAAAACAAGCUUUGACAAACUGAAGAAUGAUGUCUGCCAGAAAGUCGACCUGCUGGGAGCCAGUCGCUGCAACCUCCUCUCUCACGUUUUAACCACAUACCAGACAACACUAUUGCACUUCUGGGAGAAGACAUCCCACACCAUGGCGGCCAUACACGAGAGCUUCAAGGGCUGUCAGCAUUACGAGUUCUCCACACUUAAGACCUUACAAGGCCCCAUGGACAAGCUGGCUAAGAAGAAGGGGAAGAAGAAAAGUAAAGCAGAGGCAGACGACGGGAAGAAAGCCGAGACCUCAGAGGACCAACUCAUCUCUCUAGUGAAUGACAACACCAGCGAUAAGACCACAGAAGAGUCAGAGGCAGAGAAGGACAGCAUGGCCUUACUGAAUGAGAUCCUGGGCAGCAUGUCUGUGGACGAGGGCGACUUCUCUCGAGAGUGGACGGAAGUGUUCGGAGACACCGAGGAGGGAGCAGGCGCGGCGUCAGGGAGACCGGCAGAGGCCCAGCAAAAGGAAAACUCCUUCUUUCUCCCAUCUCAGCUGUUGGACCAGAGCUUGAAUAAUCCGCAGUCUUCCCUCUCAGAUUGGGCCGGGAUCAUUCCAGCGCCCGUCGCCCAGGCAACGGAGCACUCAUCUGGAGCCAAUCAGAACCCUUCUAAGCCAGCACUGAAAGAGAAUCCAGGGACGUCCAAAGACCUCUCAGCGUGGUUCAACCUGUUCGCUGACUUGGACCCCCUCUCCAAUCCUGAUGCAGUCGGCAGAAGCGACACAGAGCACGAACUUCACAACGCAUAGUUCUUCCUCAGCGUCAUGGUUUAUCUGAAAUGGGUACCUUUGUUGGUGGGAACAGCAGACUGUAGCUGCCAGCGUGAUUAGAGAACAAUCAGAUCGACCGCACACACAAGACUUCAGUUACAGUAGAUAUAGAGCUGAAACAAUUAGUCACCUAAUCAAUAAGUCAAAGGACAAACAACCAGCAACUCUUUAUAAUAACCAUCAUUAAAAAAUGGUUAAUUGACAGUUAAUCAAACCUAAGUUAAAGGUCCAGUGUGUAGGAUUUAGAAGGAUAUGUUGGCAGAAAUAGAUUAUAAUACAAUAAGUAUGUUUUCUUUCGUGUAUAAUCUCCUUGUUGUGUUUUCGUUAGCUUAGAAUGAGCCGUUUAUAUCUACAUAGAGAGUGGAUCCUUGUCUACGGAGAUCACUGUGUUGCACCACCAUGUUUCUACAGUGGCCCAGAAUGGACACACUAACCUAACACUGGCUCUAGAUAGGGACAUUCACGUUUUCGCAUCUCCCACCGUAGUCAGCAGCCCCUCUGUGAUGAGCAGCAUCGGAAAAACACAUUUUUUAAAAACACGAAGCUGCUUUACUCAGUGUUUUUACCGGUUUAAAUCACCUGGGGUCUCAUUUAUAAACACUGCGUACGCACAAAAUGAGGCCUAAAAUAAGCGUACGCCAUUUCCCACGUAAAAGUUGUGAUCUGUAAAAGCAGACUUGAUGGGAGAAACUUUGACCCGUGCUUACAAAUAUUUUGGAGACGGGAAAUUGCCGACGCAGAUGGUGAGGUGAAAGCCUGAUUGUAGAAACUGUCAAAUAUUUUUUUGGCGCACGUCAUUUUUGGCUUUUGUCCGUUCGUUAAUUUCUAGUUAGAGCCUAUGCACUGUUUUAUAAAUGAGACCCCUGGUUCGUUUGUUUUGGAGAGGAAGAGACCUCUGGGGAAAAUUUAGCUCCCAGUAAAAACCACCUGAAUCUGUGGAUCUUAACUCAUCGGUGAAAAAAUUUGAGGACUGAGAUCUAGGCUAGAGGCCCGUCUCCAACAUGCCAAAUAGCAUCUGAGAAACACAGAUUUGUAACGUGAAACUGCUUUAUUCAAACCAAUUAUUAACCAUUAAAAAAACCUGUUAAUACAAUAUAUAAAAUGUUAUGUGUGCAACAAUAAACUGUUAAAAAAACAAAAAAUGACAGCAUUACUAAUUAUCAUUUUGUUGUUUGUUAAAGGUUAAAUAAUUUAAGUUUAAUUUACCAUCAAUUUAAUAUUUAUUAAUCAUUAAGUGUUGUCAAAUAUUGUGAUAAUCGAUCCGUUAUUUCAAUAUUUUCAAGCAAAAAAGCCAAAUAUUUUAGAGGAUAUGCUGAUUUCUUUUUCAUAUAUGAUCGUAAACUGAAUAUCUUUAGGAUUUUGACUAUAAUAAUAUAAAUAAAUAAAAUAAUGUGAUGUAAAAUGAAUUAGAAUGGGCUUCAUCUUCAUCUGAUAGAGAUAACAGUUAACCGACUUAUGCCCAAAGACUAUAUUUAGUAUGAUAAGGAAAAAUAUUUGUCGUGAUUGGUGUAAAGUCUUAAAAAUUUGGUACAGACACACAUUGCGGAAAGAAAACGGUACAAUGUAGAAUUUUCUGGAUCAAAUAAAAAACUUGCGCUUUUAUCAAUAGUCAAAAUCAGGAUCACUGAGAAAAAAGUACGUGUGCAUAUGUAUCCUUGAUAUCAACAGAUUCGUUCGUAGUUCAUAGAUAUCAACUACUUGAUUGUGCUCCUUGUCGUCUCUGAGAUACAGAGACACUUCAGGACACACUUCAGAAUUUCAUUUGCAGACACAAAUAGGUUAAUUAUCAUAAUAAAAUAAUCGAUGGCAGGAUCUUUUUCUUGUUAUAGCAAAAUAUAUAACUGUGGCGGUCCCUUAUUAUACUUUCAAAUAACACGUUUGUUACUGCAAAAAACUCUGAAAUGUCAUUAUAACAAAAAAAAAGUUGAACGAAAAGGGCUCGUACGUUUAAAUAAUAACAUUUAAUAUCAUUACAGUAGGUUAUUAUAAUGAGAGAGAUAUCACUAUACCAAGAGAAAUGUUCCUGUUAUUACAAGAAAUGGAUCUGAUUGUUCUUUCUCAUGGUGACAGUAUAGCGCUGCUGUAAAGAGUCCCACUAACAACUACCAGCUCUCGUCCUUUACAAGACGACCUUACUCAGCCUGUUGGCUCCUUCACUUGGGUUAAACACUUAGUGAUGUUUAGCGUGGAUACCUCAGUAUGAGUUUGGAACAACAAGCCUUCGACAUUAGCUGCCUUGGAAAACUGUAGUCUCUAGUAGCAUCCAUGCUUUGUUUCUGAUUCUCAUUACUGAAGGCUGCGAACAGGCAGAGCUGCACAACAGCAGAGAGAAACAUGACAAAGAUCACAGUGCAAUAGUUUGUGUGUUUACGAAAAUAUUGGAACAUGAAGUAAAGUUACAGAGAAAUACCCAAAAAUAAAAUGUAUUUUUCUGCCAUUGAUCUACUGAAAACUCCAAGCCGGUUAAGUGAUCAGAAUUAUUGACAGCUAUUUGAAGAGGUGAACAAAAGUAAAGAGGUUAUGCUUUUAAAUUUGUUUGCCAAAUGCUGUAUUUGUGAUUCCCCUUUGAAUAUAUCCCACAACUUGUCAUUACAUAAAAAUACACAUAUCAGUCAUUCAUUACUGCAUGUUGCAUGCCUUGAUUUUAUGUUAUCCAGUAAAAGUGACUGAAUGAAAACUGUAUUCAUAUUAAUUUAUUUUUCAUCAUUUGGACACAUAUUUAUUUUGUUCAAUUAUUGGCGUUCAUGGGCACUAUACGCAGUUUUCACUGGAUUGUUUUCGGAGCCAAACUACCUGGAAGUACAAUCAUAAACUGAUUUUAACUACAAUGCUGCAUAAAUUAAAUAUAUAUAUAUAUAUCAGAGUAAAUGCCUUAAUCUAAUCACAAAUCAACAAUAUAGAACCUCAUCAUGAUUAUUGGAUUCGUGAAUUUAUUUUGUUGUAACGUAGCCUUGUGUCAUUUUUGAUGUUGAAGCCAUGUGACAUUUAAAAUCAUAA